AUGGCUACCUGCAGUGCAAUCAAGCUUGAGCUGCCCGUGGAUGUGACAACAUUUAAAUUCACUUUCGAGUGCAGAACAGCAGGACCCGUAACUAUUGAAAUAUCUAUCCAACAGCCUCUCCAGAUGCUACGCCCACAAGCAGGUACUGUCAAGGGCCCCGAUGUCAGCAGCACACACACUGAAGUACCAGGAGUAUUUACAAAUUGGUUGGGCGCUGUUGAGGCGGGUCCCCCAGCAGUGGAUGAUAGUGUCACUGAACCCAAGUCGGAGCUGGGUGCUGAAGAUUUAAAACAUACUGCUCAAGCGCUCGUUAGUACUGGGCCAAUAGUCGACGAUAGCGAAACAGAACCGGAGUCAGACCAGGAGACCAAAGAUGAGCCUGCCACACCAGCAGAGUUUUAUCACUGGUACAACGAGAAAAAGAAAGCAAAACCUUGA
Suillus paluster is the source of this 438-nucleotide messenger RNA. RefSeq lists its product as uncharacterized. The record is from RefSeq and is a predicted model, not a curated record. Bases 1 to 438 code for a protein of 145 amino acids. Lineage: Eukaryota; Fungi; Basidiomycota; Agaricomycetes; Boletales; Suillaceae. The transcript has 4 exons.